Molecule: messenger RNA, 267 nt
Organism: Alternaria incomplexa
Lineage: Eukaryota; Fungi; Ascomycota; Dothideomycetes; Pleosporales; Pleosporaceae
Exons: 3
Coding region: 1-267 (88 amino acids)
Source: RefSeq, a predicted model, not a curated record
AUGUCGCAAAUACCCGUCCCUGCUGGUCUCAUAGAAGACACGCUAGACCACACGAUCGAAAUUCUCGCCAAGCAAUUCGAACCCGAUGCUUUUCAACGCUAUAUCCUCCUGGAUGAAAUGCAGGGAUCAGGCAAGACGGAUAUUGGAGAGGAGAUGAACAAGGAGGUUUUUGCGUUCAUCGUGCCGGAUUUUAUCAAGGCUGGAGCGAGGUGUAUGACGGUUCCUGGAAGUGGGGUGGCUAGUGUCUGGACACUAGAAGAAAACUAA